GCUCCGGUACUCGGUGAGGUUCCGGAGUCAUCUUAGUACGGAGCCUAACCACGUUACCCAAGUUAACGCUAGAGUCGCUCCUGUCGUUCAAUACUCAAGUUACAUCAUACUACACAGUUCUCGAGGAUCUAAAAUCAAAAAGUAUGGCAUCAACCCUCGAGCGCCGGGCCACCACACCGGUUGUAGGAUGGAUCGGCCUCGGAAGCAUGGGCACUGGAAUGGCGAAGCGGAUCCAGAUGCACCUCUUCGACCAGGGCCAGGGAGCAUUACGAGUCUACAACAGGACGGCGUCACGAUGUAGUCCUUUGGAAGAGAUGAAUGCCCAGAAAUGCGACUCGAUUGGACAAAUCGCGCAGGAAUGCGACAUCCUCUUCCUCUCGUCAAGCGCAGAUACGGCCGUCAUAUCUAUAAUUGACCAGAUAAUUGAGUCUGGCAUUAUCAGGGGCAAGAUAGUCGUUGAUACCACUACAGUCCAUCCGGACACGACAAAAAGCAUCGCUGCAAAAUUGAGCACCGAGGGAGCCGGUUUUGCAGCCAUGCCUGUGUUUGGUGCCUCGCCCGCCGCAGCUGCCGGCACGUUAUUGGCGGCGUUCGCAGGUCCAAAAAAUGUGUUGAGACAAGUUUCGCCCUUCAUGAAGGGCGUCAUCGCACGGGAGGUUCUUGUUGUGGGAACAGUGCCGGAGCAAGCGCUUCUUCUGAAGACGACCAGCAACCUCCUCAUGGCGUCACUGAUGCAGAUCAUUGCCGAGGCGCACGUCUUUGCAUCCAAGACCGGCUUGCCUGCAGAAACGCUCGAGCGCUUGCUCGAGCUCAAUUUUGGGCCGGUAGCUCAUAGCGAUUCCAUAAGAAUGACCACUGGCGUAUACUGUCCGGGACAGGGUCAAGUGCCAUGGUCUGAUCUCAAUCUUGCUAUCAAGGAUGUAGGCCACGCUAUCGAGCUGGCAGAGCGGGAAGGUGCGAAUCUGCCAGCCAGCCGUAUCGCGUACGAAGGACUCGGGAAGGCUAGAGAGUGGGCAAACAACGAGGGGAGGGUUAGUGCAGAUGAGCCACGGCGCUUAGAUUCGACAAGUCUUUUUGGUGUGGCGAGAAAAGAAAGCGGGCUUGAUUUCGAAAGUGACUACGUGAAGGAAAGGGAUGAAAAGGCUCGUGAAGAUCACGAGAACCACGGGUGAUGCUCAAUGAUAUGGUCGAGAUAUGGUGCAACGAUAUGCGAGUACUGCUGAUAACAAUGUGCUCCACAAAUAUGGUCACCAAAUUGGAGGUUGAGAGCUUACAACUUGAUGAGAUCGCUAUGUAUA
Molecule: messenger RNA, 1298 nt
Organism: Truncatella angustata
Lineage: Eukaryota; Fungi; Ascomycota; Sordariomycetes; Amphisphaeriales; Sporocadaceae
Product: NAD binding domain of 6-phosphogluconate dehydrogenase-domain-containing protein
Exons: 3
Coding region: 144-1172 (342 amino acids)
Molecular function (GO): oxidoreductase activity, acting on the CH-OH group of donors, NAD or NADP as acceptor; NAD binding; NADP binding
Source: RefSeq, a predicted model, not a curated record